Molecule: messenger RNA, 1202 nt
Organism: Hibiscus syriacus
Lineage: Eukaryota; Viridiplantae; Streptophyta; Magnoliopsida; Malvales; Malvaceae
Exons: 4
Coding region: 335-895 (186 amino acids)
Source: RefSeq, a predicted model, not a curated record
UACUCUCAUUCCUUGAUUUGAUUAUUCAUUGAGUUUUUUAGAUGAUAAAAGUUGGAACUUGCCGUCUGGGUCCUUCACCAGUCUCAUUUCUACUUUGGGUUUUCAUUUUUCAUUGAAUCUUCUUCAAUUUUCAAUUCCAAUUCCUUAGAAUUUUGAUUCAAAAAGGGGGUUAUGAUUUGGACAUUGGAGUGGGGUUUAACAGUGGAAGAAGUACAACGUCUUACUAUAUUCUUAAUGGAAUUCCAUUCCAGGAAGUGGGGUUUUUUUAGUUCUUGAAAAGAUCGAUUUUUUUUUUCUUUUGGGGGGAUUAAUCUUGUGAGAAAGGAUUAGAAAUAUGUCUGGCGGGACACCAGUUGCUGGUGGAUAUAUGAGGCAAAGGCAUAGUCAGGGAUAUGCAUCGAGCAAUGAGGACCUCGAGGAUGAUGCCUGCUCCAGGUUACAGUCUUUGUCAACGGCAACUCUGAGAACGAGAACUUGGACUGAGAUUUUGGAAACUGUGUUUUGGGUUGCUUCAGCAUUGUUCAUAAUCUACUUUGGUGAUGGACACUCCAAUUUGAUAUAUCUGUUGUGGCAUGAUGAGCGAAUCAGAAGAAUGCCUUUAUACCUCGGCUUAAUUGGAAUCGGAUUGAACGUUGCCCUCUUCUUUUGUACAAGUAUGUUAUCCUGGAGUGUAAGAAGGCUUGACGAAAAGUGGGAAUUGUUAAGCAUUAUCGCUUUCCCAUUUCUUACCUUGAUCGGACUUGUCUCCUUCUGCUUGCUCUGCUUUGCUCUGUGGCCUAUUUGGGGUUCCUUGACCCUUCCACUUCUGUUCACACUUUUUAUGGCCGGCCUUGUUCUAUACCCUCAUAUCAUGAUCGAGACAUUGAGGCCGCAAAAUGAUUCUUUUCUUAUAUAGAUUAAGCAUUAUGCUAUAAAGACACAGUACUGACUUACAUGAAGAUAGAAUCUAAACAAUAGAUGGCUGGCAGUAUAAGCUAUUGGCUGAAGUGUUUUUUUUUUAAGGAUUCUGCCUUAGUUUCUCCCUGUUGGUGCGGAUGAAUGAUCGAUAUGGCUGAUUGUCAUGAGCUAGUCUCAUCUCCUAUACCUUGCUUUGGUAAUGCUUGUUUCCCCUUGUUACUAUGAUCAAAUACAGAGGGAAGGAGGUCUCUUUUACUGUUAAAUUUUGAGUUCAUCUGAUGAUAUUGAGGUAUCGUUUAGUGAUA